AUGGAGCAUCAGGAGGAGGGCGGGAAUAAGAGAGAGGCAGUCGGACGGGCAGGAGGCGGUCGGGAAGUUGUUGUCCUUGAGGAAUUUGUUGCAGUAAUGGAAAAAUGUUGACGUUCAGGACCACAGAGUAGAAUAACCCAGACCCGUUGUAAUCAGAAUUAAAACAUAGUUCCUAUCAAAGUUUCUCGUCUGUGUUUUUAGACAGCCACGAGGGUAACGGUAAAAUCAAUGAGUUCUGCGGACGACCGACGUAACGUCAGAGCAGGACACACACACGGAGGGGGAACGGUGAAAGGAUUUGUCCACAAAGACCGCUCUCCUCCUCCGUCCCUAAAUGACUCACUGGAGGGAGAAAUUCAAGCUUUCCUCACUGAUGAAGACCAACUCCACACUUAUGACGACCUCACUAAAGUUAACCCCGUGACCCCUACAACAGUGCUGAAAUGCCUGCAGGCCAGGUACAGUGUGAAGGUGUUUUACACACAUGCUGGCUGCACCUUGGUGGCUCUCAACCCCUUCCAGCCAAUCCCACACCUCUACUCUCUGGAUGUGAUGAAGGAGUAUCACUGUGCUCCUCAGCCUCAGGAGUUCAAACCUCACAUCUUUAUUGUGGCAGAGGAGGCCUACAGGAACGUUCAGGGUCAGCUGGAGCCAGUGAACCAGUCGCUGGUGGUCAGCGGCGAGAGCGGUGCAGGAAAGACGUGGACGUCUCGCUGCCUGAUGAAGUACUACGCCACGGUGGCAGCCUCCUCCUCUGUGGUCAAGAGUCAGCACACGGUGGAGAGGAUAGAGAAGAGGGUGCUGGACUCCAACCCCAUCAUGGAAGCUUUCGGCAAUGCCUGCACGCUGCGGAACAACAACAGCAGCCGCUUUGGAAAGUACAUCCAGCUGCAGCUAGACAGGUGUCAGCUCUUAGUGGGGGCGUCUGUGCAAACAUACUUGCUGGAGAAAACCAGGGUCGGCUGCCAACCGGCUAACGAGAGGAACUUCCACAUCUUUUACCAGAUGAUGAAAGGGGCCACAGAUGAGCAGAGAAAGGAGUGGGAGAUGCCACGCGGCCAACGUUUUGUUUGGCUGCCAAAUGCUGAAAAAACAGUGGAGGAGGAUUGUUUUCAUGAGACUGUUGAGGCAAUGGUGCAUCUGGGCAUUAACGCAGAAAGGCAGAGACAAAUAUUCACGAUCUUAGCGGGGAUUCUGCAGCUGGGGAAUGUGAAUUUCUCCUCUUCAACAGAUGAAUCACAACCUUGUAACCUAGAAGAACAGUCUAAAGACUUCUUGCAGAGGGCUGCUGAGCUGCUGCGUGUCCCUGCAGAGGAGCUUCAGAUGUGUCUAAGAGUGCGGACUCUGAAGGCGGGGAAGCAGAGCGUGCUCAAACCCUGUUCCCAGGCAGAGUGCAGCAUGAGGAGAGACUGUCUGGCCAAGGUCAUCUACGCCCAAUUAUUUGAAUGGCUGGUUACAUUCAUCAACAACAGCAUGUGUGCAGACAAAUCCACAUGGUGCAACUUCAUAGGAGUCCUAGACGUGUACGGGUUCGAGUGUUUCCAGACCAAUAACCUGGAGCAGCUGUGCAUCAACUACGCCAACGAGAAACUGCAGCAGCACUUUGUGGCCCAUUAUCUCCGAGCUCAGCAGGAGGAGUAUGUGUCCGAGGGGUUGCAGUGGUCCUUUGUCAAAUACCAAGACAACCAGAGCUGCCUGGAUCUGAUAGAGGGGAGUCCUGUCAGUGUGUUUUCUCUUCUUAACGAGGAGAGCCGUCUGAAUCGAGCCUCAGACUCCAAGAUGUUCAGGGUCCGUUUGGAGAAGGAGCUCUGCGACAACGUCAACAUCAGCUGGGACAAGUUCAGCAAGGUGCCGCACUUCACCGUGGCCCAUUACGCCGGCAAAGUCAACUACCAGAUACAAGGCAUGGUGGACAAAAACAAGGACCCAGUGCCACCAGAGCUCAGCAGCCUGCUUCAGAAGUCUGGAAACUCCCUGCUUCACCAAAUAUUCACUGACAAGGAAACUGAGAAUCUGACUUCCAAGGGGCUCAGUAAAGUCACUGUGGUCUCCAAGUUCAAGAACUCCCUGGAGAGCCUGAUGAAGAUCCUCCACGCCACGACUCCUCACUACACUCGCUGCAUCAAACCGAACCCAGACUGCAAACCGCUCACCUUCAAAAAGGAGGAGGUGAUCAUGCAGCUGGAGGCCUGUGGGAUCGUGGAGACCAUACACAUCAGCGCUGCCGGCUUUCCAAUAAGAAUUCCUUUCAGCAGCUUCCUGCAACGUUACGGACUGAUCACAACAUUUUCAAAGUUAAAGUCGGAGACUCGUGUUGAUUUGGAGGCUGACAGUGACGUUCUGCAGCGAGAGGUGGAGAAGCUCCUCAGGGUGCUGCUGCAGACCCAUGCUGUAGACCCCUCGCACUGCCUGGGAAAACCCAAUGCAUGGGUGCACUGUGGAAGGACUAAAGUUUUCCUCACCCAGUCAAUGCUAGAUUUGCUGGAGGAUCAGAGGAAUAAGAUCCUAUCUCAGUGCGCCUUUUCCAUUCAGCGCUGCUGGCUGCGGUACCAGCGGCGCAGACGCCACGCCCGUCUGAAGUCUGCCAUCGUGAUCCAAGCAGCGGUGCGGUCCUGGCUGGUCAGGAGGGAGGUCCAGAGGUGGAACAGAGCAGCUACAGUCAUCCAGGACACCUGGAGGCGGUGGAGGGCUCUUUUGAAAUCUUUGGCCGAGGCAGAACUCGAUGAUGCAAAGGACCUUGUGGAAGAGGAAGUGCCAGAAUUGAACCCGGUUAUCAGGGAACGUGGCUCGGUGCAGCUCUCCAACAUCCAGGAGCCUGUCACGGUGCGAGGCUGGCCCAUGGGCCUGGCUCUGGCCUCGGCCCCGUCCAUCACCGUGUCUCUGACAGCCACGGGCUUCCAGAAGAUGAUGUCUGUGAUGGCCUCACUCAACCUGCCCUCCAGGAGAGGGGACUACAAGGUGGAGACCAACCAGUACACCAAGGGGCUCGCCUCCAUACGGGCUCAACCCAAGGGAUCCGUAAAGCUGCACUAUCAGAGAUCUCCUCUUCUCUACGCUGACAGGCAGCCAGACCAGAAGAGUGACGUGACGGGGUUCAACGAGAUCCUGCUAGAGAAAACUUUGUAAGAGAAACACUAAAGGCUGAUUUCAUGGAUCCAGAUAAAAGAUAAUCUGACACAGAGGGAACAAACCUGCUGUUUUCUGCUGCCAUUUUGCUUGUUUUUGCAUCUAACUUAGAACAGGAAGAAGUUUUUUUUGGAAGAUUGCCAAAGUUUAUCUUACUCAGUGUUAUACAAGGGUGCAAACACUUGCAAAACCUGGACCUUUGCAUAAUAAUUAUAUGUAACCCGAUAGGAAGUCAGUGUGCUACAAACUUGACUUAUUAUCCAUAAUCGUUUGUUGUGGCUUUUAGAUCAAAAUCAUCUGAAAUUCAAAAUCUCAGUGAGCUGCCCUCUGCUUCAUAUAAGAUACGGCAGGUGAGAUUUUUCAACCUCUUUAGGUAAAUGUGAUUGAAAACAGUGUGUGAGUUGCCGUUAUGAUGACGUCACUGCAGGACAAGAAAAGCACAUAAUUUAGUUUUUUUUUUUUUUUUUUUUUUUAAUGAGU
Seriola aureovittata is the source of this 3606-nucleotide messenger RNA. Its product is annotated as unconventional myosin-XIX. The record is from RefSeq and is a predicted model, not a curated record. Gene Ontology annotation, biological process: actin filament organization; vesicle transport along actin filament. Lineage: Eukaryota; Metazoa; Chordata; Actinopteri; Carangiformes; Carangidae. Gene Ontology annotation, cellular component: actin cytoskeleton; vesicle; cytoplasm. The transcript has 24 exons. Gene Ontology annotation, molecular function: microfilament motor activity; actin filament binding; ATP binding. The coding region runs from base 229 to 3126 and encodes 965 amino acids.